This is a messenger RNA of Eimeria mitis, 1890 nucleotides long. RefSeq names its product DNA methyltransferase 2, putative. The transcript has 3 exons. The record is from RefSeq and is a predicted model, not a curated record. Gene Ontology annotation, molecular function: methyltransferase activity. NCBI's taxonomy places the organism in Eukaryota, Apicomplexa, Conoidasida, Eucoccidiorida, Eimeriidae. The coding region runs from base 1 to 1890 and encodes 629 amino acids.
AUGCCAGCCGGCAGCGACCCGGCUUGCCCUGCAGGCCUUGAUGGGUUCCCCUCAGGUGUUGGUGGAGGCCGUGCAUACUUGGGGGCCCCCAUACCUCUGGGGGCCCCCGUUCGGUUGGGGGGCCCCCUGCGUGUCUUUGAGUUUUUCAGUGGCAUUGGGGGCCUGCGUGAGGGUUUAACGGAGGCGCUUUCGGGUCUUAGGGUUCGAUGGGGUUGUGAUAUAAAUGCGGAGGUUGUGGGGGCUUACGAUAUAAGUGCAACAGCAAAUGAGGUGUAUAGACACAACUUCAAGGUUUCACCGAUCUGCAUUUCUAUAGAGCAUCUAUCUCUUCAGCAGAUAGAUGGAAAAGCAGAUCUAUGGCUGCUCUCUCCCCCCUCUCAUGACCUGCAGCAAGAACUGAAACCGCUGCAACAGCAGCAGCAGCAGCAACAGCAGGGGCAGCAACAGCAGCGUGUAUGUGUAGGCCAGCAGCAGCACUCCCACCACCAGCAACAGGAGCACCAGCAGCAAGAACAGGAGCAGCAGCAGCAGCAGCAACAGCAUAUUCAUCGUGAAGAACAGCAAGAUGUAUCUCUGAAUCUCAGUGUUGGCGUGCCUGAUCUGCAGCUGGUGCCCCCCGUGUUGUCAUGGGGGCCCCCUGGGGGCCCCCCACCUGCUGAAGGUUUUGAAUUGCGUUGCAUAGGGGAUUUCUUAGAGCCAGUUCAACAUUUCCUUCUAUCACCCACACAAAUAGGAAUUCCAAAUACAAGAGUCAGAUACUACUGCUUAGCAUGCAGACACCCAGCUCAUGACCUGCAGCAAGAACUGAAACAGCUGCAACAGCAGCAGCAGCAGCAGCAAGGGCAGCAGCAGCGUGUAUGUGUAGCCCAGCAGCAGCACUCCCACCACCAGCAACAGGAGCACCAGCAGCAAGAACAGGAGCAGCAGCAGCAGCAGCAGCAACAGCAUAUUCAUCGUGAAGAACAGCAAGAUAUAUCUCUGAAUCUCAGUGUUGGCGUGCCUGAUCUGCAGCUGGUGCCCCCCGUAUUAUCAUGGGGGCCCCCUGGGGGCCCCCCACCUGCUGAAGGUUUUGAAUUGCGUUGCAUAGGGGAUUUCUUGGAGCCGAAUAUUUCGGUUGAGGAGCAGCAAGCUGUACGCAUCCCUGCUGCUCGUCUCAGUCGUUUUUUUGAUGUGGAAACGACGGAGAGAGAGACAGAGAAGAAACAGAAAACAGAAACAAAUAAAAAGGAGGCUGAGGGCGUGCUCAGGCCCAGCAACUCCAGCGACACAGACGGUGAUGCUGAGGCUACAGGGGAGGAAACACAAUUCAAAAAACACACAAAAACCCCAACGCAUAGAAACAACGGUUUCAGACUUGAAAUAGUCAGCCCCAACCACACUGCAUGCGGCACCUUCACGAAGGGGUACGGACGCAACCUGCAUUCAGGGGGCCCCCUUCUCCUCGUUUCUGAUGAGCAGCAACACCCCCAGGUUCCAGCAGCAGGAGCGAGGACAGCAGCAGCAGCAUCGGAUGCAGCAGCAGCAGCAGCAGCAGCAGCAACAGCAAGCGACGCGGCAGCAACCGCAGCAGCAGCACCGGAAACGGCAGCAAUCGCAGCAGGAAUGACUGCAACAACAGCUGCAGCAACAGCAGAUACAGCAGCAGCAAAAACAGCUGCUGCAGUACUCUCAACACAAACCUUAGAGAGCAGCCGUUUCCGUCGGCUGCGUGCAGGGGAAAGCAUUCGUUUUUUUUCUUCUCGUGAGUUGCUGCGGCUGCAUGGAUUCCCUGAAACUUUUUCUUUUCCUCCUUCUUUGCCUUUUCGAAAGAGAGCAGCACUUGUAGGCAACUCUGUUAAUGUCAAGGUAGUGGCCCUGCUGCUGCAGCACCUGCUGCAGCAACACCUGUAG